Molecule: messenger RNA, 1043 nt
Organism: Syzygium oleosum
Lineage: Eukaryota; Viridiplantae; Streptophyta; Magnoliopsida; Myrtales; Myrtaceae
Exons: 1
Coding region: 127-819 (230 amino acids)
Source: RefSeq, a predicted model, not a curated record
GUUGCCCGCCACGUCCCCACAAAAACACCCGAACAAGAACAACCUUAGGGUCCACAAUAAUCUCCCCAAUCUCUCUCUCUCUCUCUCUUUCUGUCUGUCUGAAAGUUCCAUGAAGCAUCGCGAGCCAUGAGCGCUCUCACCAAGCUGGGCACCGCCCUCACGGUGGUCUUCGUCGUCUCCGUCGUGGCCCUGGCCGCUCAGGUCCUCUGGGUCCUGUUGCGCAGCCGAAAGUUCCGGCAGCGGAGCCUCGCGGGCAGCUGCGGCGGCGGCGGGGGCGGGAGAGUGGACCACGAAUCCGCCGGCGGGGGGGCCGUCCCCGCGCCGCCGUCGAAGGAGCUGCUCUACUUCUUCUGCUGGAAGAACCAGUCGAGGGUCGAGCCCGCUGGGGCUCCUGGAACACGGACGGAGAUCCGCGACCCGGACGAUGACGACGUCGACGAGCUAAUCAAGUGGCAGGGGCUGUACGGACCUCCCAGGCUGCUGUUCACCAUCAAGGAAGAAGAGAGAGAGGACGCCUUGGAUUCCGAUUGCGGUAGCAACGUCAAGAGCAAGAUCGGCUCGUCCUCUUGGGAGAAGAGCGAUGACAAGAAGAGGGUGUGCCUGAGGGAGUGCCUCGGGGAGGCCGACGACGAGGCUCCGCCGGAGGAAGAAGCAGCGGCGGCGGCGACGGUCGUCCUGGAGGUGGAGGAGGAGGUGACGCCGUUCUCGACGCCGUGCGCGUCGCCGCCGUACUUCACUCCUUCGCCCUCGCCUGCUCGGGCUGGUGGUCAGGCAGAGGCGCCGACGACAGUUGUGAUCGUUAUGGAUGGUGAAAGCUAGCACCGGGCGUUUGGUCAUGCAAAAACGGCCGGUUCCGUUUGUUUUAGGUGAGAAGGCGCCCGGCGGGUGAGCGUCGACACUGGUCGCCGGAGGGAAGAUGAGGUCAUCGCCGUUCGAAGUGUGUUGUACAAUUCGCAAUGUAUGGAUGGAUGGUAGUGUAGAAUAAAAUACGAGUUUGUGGUGAUCGCUCAUUUGACUUAUGUUGACCAACAAGUCUUCUUGAC